Messenger RNA from Argentina anserina (silverweed cinquefoil), 928 nucleotides. RefSeq names its product protein PHLOEM PROTEIN 2-LIKE A9-like. Lineage: Eukaryota; Viridiplantae; Streptophyta; Magnoliopsida; Rosales; Rosaceae. The coding region runs from base 112 to 642 and encodes 176 amino acids. The transcript is spliced from 3 exons. The record is from RefSeq and is a predicted model, not a curated record.
CUCUGUAAGGCGCUUGAGCUUUAUAUUCAAGCAUCCUGCAAAAGAAGGAAAUAUAUGCACAGAACAGUAUAACACAGACAGAGGAAGAAGAUAACAGACUUGGGUUUUGAUAUGGCUAUGACUAAACCCCAUCACCCAGCAGAGAAAGACGAGAUCACAAAGGAAGGAGAUAAGUCAGAUAUCUACGUUAUCAAACCACGAGGGCUUAAUAUUGUAUGGGGCAAAGAUGAACGCUACUGGAAAAUUCCAGACAAGGGGUGCACGGGACCUCUGGAACUGAUACAGGUCUCAUGGCUGGAAGUAACAAGCUCAGUUGAUUCGUUGGAAUCCGGGAAGGCAUAUGAGCUGACCUUCGAUGUGGAACUGACGUCAGAUGCAUUCGGUUGGAAAGACAUACAAGUGUUCUUGAUGGCAAAGGUAGGGAAGAAGGGAAAGUACAAAUGGACAAAAGUUAAACUCAAUCAGGAUCAGAGUAACAAGAAAGUUACAAUUCCUGAGAACUCGAAGCUUAGCAUUGGAGUCGUUCCAGAGGACUCAACGGACAACACCCUUCAUUUUGGUCUGUAUGAAGUGUGGAGUGGGAAAUGGAAGGGAGGCUUGAAGAUUCAUAAUGCCAAAGUAACUCCUGCUACUGCACCUUGAACCUGUCUGCGAUCUGCAAUCUUUUCUAUCAUAUAUAUAUAUAUAUAUAUAUGGCUAUUGAAAUAUUUCUACUUUGGAUUUUAUAUACAGAAAUCGUGAUCACCCGGUGAAUAUAAAUUUCUAAUUUUUCAUUCACCUGAUGACCAUGAGAAGUGUUUAUGUACGUGACUACAUAAUAAUCAGAAUCGUCUUGUAAGGUGAUUUGAGAUUGUUAAAUAAAAAGGUUUCUUGUAUACAAGGAGCCAAUUGAUCAUCUAUAAAUGCUGUUAGUUCAAUAAUCAAUAAC